AUGGGCACUGAGGAUAGGCACGUGUCCUUUGAGGACCCGCACUCCAGUGCCAGCGAUGAGGAUGCGAAGGCUGUGGAGGUCACAUUCGAUGCUGCCAAUGUCCACCGUCGCAAGAGCUCCCUCGUCCCCUCCGAGUCCCAGCGACCCCGGCCCCGCGAGGACGACAAGACGCAAUGCCUCGUCCACCAGUUCCUCGAGUCCCAGCGCCGCGCCCGCCACGCCCAGCAACAGCAACAGCAACAGCAUGGUACCAGCAACAGCAACAGUAGCGACAAAACCUCUGCUGAUCACCACGACCAGCCGCCACCGCCGCCCCAGGUCCACGCGAACACGGUGAUCAAUGGCAGCUCAGCACACGAGAACGGUCUCGGCGACCGCCUGGUCGAGCCCAAGGGCAACGACGUGGGCCAGACGGACGAGCACAACUGGGCCAAGCAGAUGGCCAAGGCGACACCCUCCGAGGUUGACCAGGCCGGCCUGGAUCCCGACGUGCUGCAUAGCAGGCUGUUGACCAAGAAGCAGCUGAGCGAGAUGGCGUGGGGCGUGCGGGAGCUGAGCCGGCGGCUGGGGAGCAUGAGGCUGAAGUUUCGGGUGCGCAACAUUUUCAUAUUGACCAAGAUCUACGACCGCGAUCUUGUUCCCAAGACAAGGGAGUUGGUCAGGUGGCUGUUGGACAAGGACAGGGACGUCAGGUAUACAGUCUACCUGGAAAGAGAGCUCAAGACCAACAAACAAUUUGAUGCGCCCGGCUUGGUCGAGGAGAUACGGAAGGACUACGUGCAGGCUGGAGAGCUGGAGGAAGAGAACAGCGAGAGUAUCUCCAGGCGGCUGAGAUGGUGGGACGAGCGUAUGUGCCAUACCAGGCCACACACAUUUGACUUUGCCAUCACUCUCGGCGGUGACGGAACCGUCUUGUACGCCAGCUGGCUCUUCCAGAGGAUCGUGCCUCCUGUGCUCAGCUUUGCGCUGGGGAGCCUGGGCUUCUUGACCAAAUUCGACUUCGAGGACUACCGCAACACACUUACCGGGGCUUUUAAGGAGGGCGUGACGGUGAGCUUACGGCUGCGGUUCGAGGGUACUAUUAUGAGGAGCCAGAAGAGGAGAAGAAAGCAGGCCAUGAUCACAGAUGGCAAGACAGUCGGUGAAGCCGAUGGCCAGACACAAGCAGACGAGGAAGUGCCACAGGCUGAGCGCGACCUGGUGGAAGAACUCAUCGGCGAAGAGAGGGAAAACGAGCACACUCACAAGCCAGAUGGGACGUAUGAAAUACUCAACGAGAUCGUGGUGGACCGCGGGCCGAACCCUACAAUGUCUUUCUGCGAGAUAUUCGGUGAUGACGAGCAUUUCACCUCCGUCCUUGCCGAUGGUGUCUGCGUUUCCACACCCACCGGCUCGACCGCGUACAAUCUUGCGGCCGGCGGAUCCCUCUGCCAUCCAGAGAAUCCCGUGAUGCUCGUGACGGCCAUCUGCGCCCACACCCUCAACUUCCGGCCCAUCAUCCUGCCCGACACUAUCGUCCUGCGCGUCGGCGUCCCCUACAGCGCGCGGACCAGCUCGUGGGCCUCGUUUGACGGCCGCGAGCGGCUUGAGCUGUUGCCCGGCGACUACGUCACCAUCUCAGCAAGCCGGUACCCGUUUGCGAGCGUACAGGCGCAGGGACGGCGCAGCGAGGACUGGGUGAACAGUAUCAGCGGCAAGCUAGGCUGGAACACCAGACAGAAGCAGAAGGCCUUCCGGGAGUGGGAUCACUGA
Messenger RNA from Cryphonectria parasitica EP155, 1752 nucleotides. RefSeq names its product ATP-NAD kinase. Lineage: Eukaryota; Fungi; Ascomycota; Sordariomycetes; Diaporthales; Cryphonectriaceae. The coding region runs from base 1 to 1752 and encodes 583 amino acids. The record is from RefSeq and is a predicted model, not a curated record. Gene Ontology annotation, molecular function: NAD+ kinase activity. The transcript has 4 exons. Gene Ontology annotation, biological process: NAD+ metabolic process; NADP+ biosynthetic process.